AUGGCCAUGGCUGAGCGGCCCCGGCCCCGGUGGGGCUCGUGUCACAGCCCCAGCACCAACAACUGCCAGGACCUGGGCAACUCCAUCCUGUUGCUACUGGGCCUCAUCAUCUGCGUUCACAUUGGCAUCAAUACGGUGACACUGGUCUGGCGCAGACUCCGUGGCUUCUUACACCACGUGUUUCGUGUUAUUUGUGAGAAAGAAGCUUCUAAGUUAUGCUCACCUGGGAAGCAGACCCAGCCCCCGAAGCAGAGCGCCCCUGCAGUCCGCCUUCGGUGCACCAUGGACCCUGUGAAAAUGGCUGUGUCCCCCCCACCCACUCGCCGCCGUCGCCGUCGAGACUCUUCAGCACGCCGCGCCCACCGCCCUAUAGCCUGGACCACUGACACUGACAGCGACGACGAGAAGCCCCCACGUCAGCAGACAACAAUCUGCUCCCACAACUGGGAUUGCCCCAGGGACUGGGAAGGCCUUCAGUCCACCCAGGGGUUCUGGACUCCCUGGGCCCAGGAUGCUGUGGAGCCGCCUACCCAGACCAUCCGCUUCCAGCAAACUGUAGAGGGAAGGCCGCUCAAAAGAGAGAUGCAGUCAGAGCUGGGCCUAGAGGCCUACGUGUACCCUGUGAACCCCCCGCCCCACAGCCCUCAGGCCCUGAGCCACAAGAACAGUGGAGGGGGGCCCCAGGCAGAACAGGAGCAGUGCUCGCCAGCCCAGCCACCCAUCCUGGGCCCGGCCCACGUCCCAGACAUCCCCCGGCGCCACUCCUCAGGGCGCGUAGCCUAUAAUGCCAGAGACGUGAGGCGGCGGCUGCGGGAGCUGACCAGGGAGUUGGAGGCCCUGUCCCACUGUUACCCCCCGGUCUCUGGAUCCAGCACGGCUGAGGGGACGGGAAAGGCCUGGGUAUACCGUUCCCUGACAGAGAGGUGACUGGGAGAAGAAUAAAAAGAAGAGAGGAGGUGGUUUGUGGUUGUGUGGGGGGUGCCAGGGCCCACACAGCACCCAGAAGCCUGGUUGCUAAGGAAAUGAUCUCCCUGGCAACAGGGCCUAGAGAGCCCUGAGGACCCUCAUCAACCUCUUGGCCUCACCAGGCCCUGUCCUCAGCCCUUUCCCAGGCCCUUCUUGGUUCCAAGGCUCCCACCUGCCUCUACUCUGUUCUUUAGUGCCCAGGGAAGCCCCCCAAAUCCCAUUCCAGAUCCCCAGGCAGUACUGCACUUGAGUGGAGACCCUCAUCCCCAUGGCCUCAGUCUCUCAGAGGUCCGGCUCCUACCAGAGCCCAGGUUUAGGCUGCAACUACAGGUGAGGUGUGGUCCCUCUG
Balaenoptera ricei (Rice's whale) is the source of this 1315-nucleotide messenger RNA. It is a transcript of the gene SPEM1, whose product is annotated as spermatid maturation 1. The transcript is spliced from 3 exons. Lineage: Eukaryota; Metazoa; Chordata; Mammalia; Artiodactyla; Balaenopteridae. The record is from RefSeq and is a predicted model, not a curated record. Gene Ontology annotation, cellular component: cytoplasm. Gene Ontology annotation, biological process: flagellated sperm motility; sperm individualization. Bases 1 to 927 code for a protein of 308 amino acids.